Messenger RNA from Auxenochlorella protothecoides, 1995 nucleotides. Its product is annotated as N-alpha-acetyltransferase, 35 NatC auxiliary subunit-like protein. Gene Ontology annotation, cellular component: NatC complex. Lineage: Eukaryota; Viridiplantae; Chlorophyta; Trebouxiophyceae; Chlorellales; Chlorellaceae. The coding region runs from base 1 to 1995 and encodes 664 amino acids. Gene Ontology annotation, biological process: N-terminal peptidyl-methionine acetylation. The record is from RefSeq and is a predicted model, not a curated record. The transcript is spliced from 9 exons.
AUGGCCACCUGGCUGGAUGCCACGGCCUUCCUAGAGCGGGGCUGCGGAGCCCUCCAUCCCGAGGAGCUGGUGCAUGGCGAAGACUUCAGCCUGUAUGAGGCCAUGCUUGCCAUUCAGAUUGGGGACACCAAGAUGGACAUCGGCCUGCGGCGAGAGCAGGGCCCGAGCCUGGCAGAGGAACUGGCGUCGGGGCAUGCACCCCUCGCCCUCUCCCUGGCGACUCUGGAGCAGCUUGGCAUGCAGCUGAUGCAGGCAGAAGCCACCUGGCACCUGGGGUCCAUGCUCCCCACCACCGUCUUCUCCUCCCUCUACAUGCUCGACAUCCCAAGGCUCGUGAGCAACCCCGUCCUGCAUGCGCUGUGCCUCUCGGUGCAGCAGAGCUGCACCCUGGUGCAUGACCUCCUGCUGAACGGCCAUGUCUGCGAGGAUGAGGACAUCAGCAUCCACACCUUUGGCAUGAGAAUCCUGGGGGCCCCAGGGACCACCGCCCUCCCGCAGGCCUGUGCCGCCCUGCGCUCGGCUGUGGAGGACCUGGGCAGUGAUGCUCCCGGGCUGGCAGCCCACCUCUCCUUCCGCCUGCACUGCCUCCAGGGCCUAGAGCGGAUGCUGGCCGCAAACGCGGAUGGCAUCGACGCUGGGGUCGCGCAGCUCGAGCUCGCGCUGGGCUGCCUGGAGGCCGUCUCGGCAGCGGCGUCCAGCGACGCGGCUACAGAUACCGCGGCCGACGGCUCCUGUGGCCCCAGGAGCCUGGGUUUUGUCCCCGGCAUCAACGUCCGGCACAUGGGGCUGGCCCCGCCGCGCGCUCUGGCCUGGGUGAGCGCCAGGCCGGCGGCGGCGCACUGGCGCGGCGUGCUGCGCGCGCUGUGUGACGCCGCGCGAGCCGUGCGGGCGGUGCGCACCUGGCCCCAGCUCCGCGCGGCGCUGGUCACGCUUGCGGCCAGGGACAGCCACGCGAUCGUGCGCUCGACGCUGUACGCCAUGCUGACCAAGCCCAUGACCGCGGCGCGGCAGGCCGCGGGCUCCGUCACUACCCCGGCGCCCGGCGCGCUCCCACCCUGGUGCCCCUCCUGGGCCAUGGCGGCCGCGACCCUGGGCCUGCGCCGCGGCAACGAUCCCUGCGGCCCCGUCGCCCAGUUCCUGGAGCAGGCGGGGGUGGGCCUGGCGGGGUGGGUGCACACCGCCUGCCUCAACCGCUGCCGCCAGCGCCGGCGGCACCGCCGCCAGCUGGCAGACUGGGCCAACCUCCUGGACCACGCGGCCCUGGCCCAAUCGUCCCCGGGGUACGCCGCCAGCCGGCGACGGGACGUGCGCAGGGGCCAGGUGGAGUGGGUGGAGAGCGAGGCGGCGGGCUCGCAGCUGCUGCACCUCCAGCUCGGCUUCCCCUUGAACCUGUACGCCCCCGCCGAGUUCGUCACGCUGUACUGGUACUGCGACUACCUGCUCCUGGCGCGGCGCGGGCGAUGGGGCUCGGCGCCGGAGGAGGCGGUGGCCGACGUGGAUCGCGCCGCCUGCCAGGCCAUGGUGGUGCUUUGCCAGGGCGUCGCCGCCGCCGCGGGGGCGUGCAUGCGCCGCCCUCCCUCGCCCUUCAACACCGCCGAGGACGUGUUUGAGCAGCGCUUCGGCUGCAUGCGCUCCGUGGCGCGCCCCGAGGCGCUGACGCUGGGCCACUACCGCGCCAGCCAGGCGGCCGUGGAGGCGGGGGCCGUCAGCGCGGCGGCGCUGCUCCUCGGCGCGGCCACGCGCUUUGGCGCGCUGGUCGGCGCGGCCGCGGGCCUGCUAGCGGGGACGGCGGUGGACCUGGCGCCGGCGCAGGAGCGGCACCUGGCGGGGCUGCGCCGCAUCGCCACCCAGAACGGGCUGGCGGCGCAGCUGCUGAUGAAGGGCACGGCGGGCGAGGCGGCGCCCACCCUGGUCCCCACCUGGGACUUCAGCGUGGCGCGCGAGCACAGCACCUGCAUGUUCUUCCCCAUCCUGGGCCUGAAGCGAGCGGAGUGA